AACUUUAUAAAAUAAAGGAAAAAGAAAAAAAGUAAAGCCAAGGCUGCAAUAUAAAAAAAGGUUUAUGCAUGCGUCAGGUGUUGAAUUCUGUUUGAUUCCCGGCGGUGGUGCCAAAGCUCUUCUUCCACCUCCUCCUCCUCAAGUCUCUCUAUAACUUCACCUCUGCAUGUUUCAUCUCCUUUAAUUUAUUAUUACCAUACCAUACAAUACAAUAUCUUCUUCUCUUUCAGAUUUUGAUCAACAUGAAAAGAAGUAAAGCAGAGUGGUUCAUCUCCCUCAGACGAAUUCAAUUCCUAAUCGCCCUAACCUUCUUCUGUAUGCUCAUCCUCCCCUUCACUUUCAAAUCACCCUCUCAACAAGAUGACGAUAUUCCAUCACUAAUCCCCCAUAGCAGCAGCAGCAGCAGCACUGAACGCCAAUUACAACAAAAAUCAUCCCGCAAAGUCCCAGACUUAUCCACUUUCAAUUUCACCUCAAAAGACAUCCAGAAGUCCGCAAUGGAAGCAUUUUCAGUAGGGAACAAGUAUUGGGAACAACUUCAAUUUCUUGAAUUUCAGUCACCCAUCAGUGAUCAUACCAGAGAGGUUUGCCCUAAUGCCCUGACAUUAUCAGGGUCUGAGUUUAACAAAAUGGGGAGUCUUAUUGUGCUUCCUUGUGGGAUGACAUUAGGAUCAUAUGUUACACUUGUGGGGAAACCGAGACCGGCUCAUCUUGAGCAAGACCCGAAGAUUUCGUUGUUGAAACCGGGUGAGAAUUUGAUGGUCUCCCAGUUUAUGAUGGAGUUGCAGGGUUUGAAAACAGUUGAUGGAGAAGACCCACCGAGGAUCUUUCAUUUUAAUCCUAGGUUGAAGGGGGAUUGGAGUGGGACCCCAGUCAUUGAAAUGAAUACUUGUUAUAGGAUGCAAUGGGGCCUUGCACAUCGUUGCGAAGGAUGGAGCUCUAGAAUUGAUGAAGAGAAUGUCGAUGGUCAAGUGAAAUGUGAGAAAUGGAAACGCGACGACGAUGAUAGCACGUCUGAGGAAUCAAAAACGACGUGGUGGUUAAACAAGAUGAUUAGUAGAGCAAAGAAGGUGAGAUAUGAUUGGCCUUUUCCUUUUGCACAAGGAAAACUGUUUGUGCUUACUUUAAGUGCAGGCUUGGAGGGUUAUCAUGUCAAUGUUGAUGGUAGACACAUAACGUCAUUUCCUUAUCGAACUGGAUUUGCAUUGGAGGAUGCCACAGGUUUGUCUUUGAAAGGAGACGUUGAUGUGAAUUCCAUAUUUGCAGGUUCAUUACCCUCAACACACCCUAGUUUUGACUCCCAAAGAACCCUGGAAAUGUCAAACAAAUGGAAGACACCGCCACUUCCAGAUGCUCCUGUCGAUCUGUUUAUCGGUAUUCUUUCAGCAGGAAACCAUUUUGCCGAACGAAUGGCUGUCCGCAAGUCAUGGAUGCAGUAUGAUCUUGUCAGGUCUUCACGGGCUGUUGCUCGUUUCUUUGUAGCACUUCAUGCAAGAAAGGAAGUCAAUGCCGAGUUAAAGAAAGAAGCAGAUUUCUUUGGUGAUAUCAUGAUUGUGCCAUACAUGGAUAAUUACGACCUAGUUGUUUUAAAAACUAUUGCAAUAUGUGAAUACGGGGUCCGUACAGCUUCUGCUAAGUAUAUCAUGAAGUGUGACGAUGACACAUUCGUAAGAGUUGAUAUGGUUCUUAAAGAAGCAAAUAAAAUAGACGAUGGCAAGAGUCUCUACUUGGGAAAUAUCAACUACUAUCAUAAACCCUUGCGAUAUGGCAAAUGGGCUGUAUCGUAUGAGGAAUGGCCAGAGGAAGAUUACCCACCUUAUGCAAAUGGUCCAGGGUACAUUCUAUCAUCUGAUAUUGCCGAGUUCAUUGCUUCUGAGUUUGAGCAGCACAAGUUGAAGCUGUUCAAGAUGGAAGAUGUGAGCAUGGGAAUGUGGGUAGAGCAGUUCAACAAGACUAAAGGUGUGGAGUAUGUGCAUAGUUUGAAGUUUUGCCAGUUUGGGUGCAUUGAAGAUUCAUAUACAGCACAUUAUCAAUCACCCAGACAAAUGCUGUGUAUGUGGAAUAAGUUACAGCUUCAUGGUCGUAUCGAGUGCUGCAACAUGAGAUGACACCCCCCAUUUUCAGUUCCUAGCUUCGUCUGUGUGUACAAACGGCUGACCGACCGACAGAGUUCCUUUGACAUCUUUUGUUUUUCUGACAUCUAUCACCUGUGUUUUAACAACCUUAGAGGAGUUAAAGAACAACUGUCGUAUGAGUUUCAUGUACAUUUUACGUGCAGAUAAGUUUCCAACGCAAGAUAUAUGCUUCUUUACA
Messenger RNA from Helianthus annuus (common sunflower), 2313 nucleotides. Its product is annotated as hydroxyproline O-galactosyltransferase GALT6. Lineage: Eukaryota; Viridiplantae; Streptophyta; Magnoliopsida; Asterales; Asteraceae. Bases 243 to 2108 code for a protein of 621 amino acids. The transcript is spliced from 7 exons. Gene Ontology annotation, molecular function: carbohydrate binding; galactosyltransferase activity. Gene Ontology annotation, cellular component: Golgi membrane. The record is from RefSeq and is a predicted model, not a curated record.